Molecule: messenger RNA, 4596 nt
Organism: Diorhabda sublineata
Lineage: Eukaryota; Metazoa; Arthropoda; Insecta; Coleoptera; Chrysomelidae
Gene: olf413
Product: MOXD1 homolog 2
Exons: 7
Coding region: 230-2227 (665 amino acids)
Biological process (GO): octopamine biosynthetic process; norepinephrine biosynthetic process; dopamine catabolic process
Cellular component (GO): secretory granule membrane
Molecular function (GO): dopamine beta-monooxygenase activity; copper ion binding
Source: RefSeq, a predicted model, not a curated record
AGUUUAGAGUCAGUCUCAAGAAGUGCGCGGACGUGGCCUCCGUACGUCAUUGUUAGUUCCGUCGCGACGCUGGAACUUCUCCUCAUACACUCAGUUUGAUAUUGCGACUCCAUCUUAAUUUAACCGAUUUUGUGAAUACGAGUGGAAUUCGAUAUGUUUUGUGUCUUAUAAAUAAGGAUUUUAUUUUAUGUGUGAGAUCUAAUAGGAAAUGCCAUUUUGAUAUAAAACAAUGGAACUGUUUUUAAAGUUAGUUGUGGUGUUUUUAGUGUUGUGUUUAGUAAAUUUAUCGUACAGCGCUCGAUGGGCUCAUUCGGUGUAUCUGAAUCCCGAUUACCGGUUACUUUGGUCUUUAGGACCGAGUCCUUUAGAAAUCACUUUCGAAUUACAAGUAAAAACGAUGGGAUACGUCGGAUUCGGGUUCUCAAAAGACGGUAGAAUGGCCGGCUCCGAUAUGGUCAUCGGUUGGGUCGACCACAAACAAGUUCAUUUCCAGGACAGACAUGUUAAAGAUUCACCCGGAAGUGCGAUAGACAGAGAACCGGAAGUCGAUCCAAGUCAAGACUACCAACUACUUUUAGGUUAUGAAAAUAGUACCCAUACGGUGUUAAGAUUCAGAAGAAGACUGAACACGUGCGAUCAUCAUGAUAUUCCGAUUACGAACGACACGAUGAGAAUAAUAUGGGCGUACCAUAAAGACGAACCGGUAGGUGGCGCCGUGGGUCCAAAAUCCCUUCCUCAACACGAAAUAACAAACAGAGGAAGUCAAUCUUUGUAUUUAGUACAAAGGGCCGAUCAAGACGCACCUCGACCCGAAGAAACAGCUCGGAUUUGGGAAUUGAGGAAUCCUGCCAUAGAACCACCGCCUCCAGGAGAUUCCAUAUCUUGGUGUAGGAUUUUCAAGAUACCUACAAUCACCAGGAAGCAUCAUUUGAUAAGGUACGAACCUCUUCAGAGCAUCAACGGCGCAAGCGGUCUUCAUCAUCUCGUAUUAUACGAAUGUCAAGAUAAUAAUAUGAUAGAAAAAUUAGCUGAUACUCCGGGUAAUCGAUGCUACGACACCAAUUCCCAACCGUUUUCUUGUAAUACCGUCGUAGCGAGUUGGGCGAGAGGUUCCGAAGGAUUCAGUUUCCCACCGGAAGCUGGUUAUCCCAUAGAUCCCCAAAAUUCCAGGUACUACCUUCUGGAAACUCACUAUCAAACACCUUUAGAAGGAAGUGCGCGAGGUAUAGACGGUUCCGGUUUACGUUUGUAUUUCACUCCGGAGUUGAGGAGACACGACGCCGGUGUUAUUUCCAUCGGAAUGGAUCCGAAUUGGAGACAUAUCAUUCCGCCGGGUCAACAGAAAGUGAUUUCGUCGGGACAUUGCGUUUCGGCUUGCACCAAACAAGCUUUUCCUCGUAACGGUAUCAAUAUGUUCGCGAUUGUGAUGAAGACGCACAAAAUCGGCAAACAAGUCGUUUUAAAACAUAUCCGCGGUAAUAUCGAACAACCUCCUAUAGCUAGUGACGAUAAUUUAGAUUCGGAAUAUCAGGAAUAUAGAAAACUUGGGGCGCCGGUGCGUAUUUUACCGGGCGAUCAUUUAAUAACGCAGUGCACGUAUAAUAGUUCAGGUAGGAGCGCCAUAACUCUCGGCGGUCUGAAUAGUCGAGAGGAAACGUGUCUGGUUAUGGGGUUGUACUACCCCAAACAAAAAUCAUUAGCGGCUUGUCACAGUUUGCCAAGUCUACCUACCGUUUUACAUUCUUUGGGCAUCCAGGAACUUAGUCCUGGUUCGAAUCCUGUAAGGAUAACGGCUCCGCCGGAAUUAGCCGGCAUGACAUUAGAAAAUCGUUUGGUGUCAUACGAUUGGGACAAUCAAUUUCAAAGUUUUCAAGACGCUACCACGAAAGGUUCCUUCAAACCUUUAUGCUGGACUUGGCAAUCAACGCUAUUACCGGAUACGGAUAAGGAUUCCCACUAUCCUAAUAUAUCUCGUCCUUAUAUCAAACACGUGAUAGAUCAAUGUAAUUAUAGGAGAUAUAGUACGGAAGGUUGGCCGGGCGGUACGCCGAUCAUAGAACUCGACGGUAAUCAUAUAGAAGGUGCUGCUAGGAGUAAAGUGUCCAGAAGUAGUAGUCCCGUCGUUGAGGAAUCCCUUGGACUUAGCAGACUCAAUACAGCACCUGUAGUUAUUGUAAAUAGUGUUGUUAUAUUUCUCUCGGUAUUCCUAGUGUGGUUUAAUCGUUGAAGACGCGUACUAAAUUCGUUGAAAUUCUUUUCGUUUGAAAUAAUCUUUUCCUAAAAAACCCGACGUUUAUAUUGUGAAUUAUUUUUAUUCCAAGUCAUGUUUUUGCUAGUCCGAUCGGCCAGGUUCUGUUAGAUUGUCAUUAGGUGGAUUUUAAAUACAUAUACAUAUAUUUAUAGGUGUCUUAAAGGGUUAAAGUUGAUAAAAAUAAAAAAUUCUACUGAUACUUUUAUCGUUUUUUUAAAAAAAAAAACGUCGAUUGACUUCACAGUCGAUUAUUGCUUGUAAAUAACGAAGGUACGGCUCCCGUCCAUUAGCACUGAAAUAACAAGAAGCUCAAUGAAGAGGAAAAACGAAACAAUGACUAUAAAUUUACGUUUAAUCAACCGCAACCCAUUUUGGUGUUAAUCACUCAAACAGUCUGUCCCGAAUAUGUCAUGCCGAUGGGUUUGUUUUUUCUUUCUCUCUCUGUUAAUAGCUUUUUAAGCUCGACGAAACCGCGUUUAUCAAAAUUAUCGCAAUACAAUAAUCGUUUUUAUCUAAAUUUAUCAAAAAAAAAUUUUGGGUACUACCAGAAAUCUUCGUCUUUAUUUUUCGUACUUUUCGAGAAUCUGCAGGCUGAAUUAUCCGCGUCUUUGAGGAAACAGGACCCCGACAGGACUCUCGUUUAUAAUCCUAGAUUCGCUUAUUUUAAUCUAUGUUAAUGUUUAUUCUUUUCCGAAGCUUUCUUAUGGGAAAAAACGUGUUUUGGCAGCUUGCACGUUUCCAAAUAGGGUUUCCUUAACGAAUCCGUCAUCUAUAUCAUUUUCUUCCAUUCCAAUGUAUCCCGAAAUCCAUUGAGUAACUUUAUUUUACUUAUUUAGCUUGUUCAAGUAUUCCCAAACUCUAAUUUCUGGUUUAUGUUGCUCAGAGUGUCCGUUUUUGGGUCCCAGGUUUGAUCAUUUUUUUCUCUUACUGAACACACUGUUUACAACAAUAUUUUUGGUAUAAACAGUGUGUUCAUUAUGAUUAUCAACUUCUUUCUUUGAACCUUCUGCUUAUCCAAUCAAAAAAUCCUAAAAACAAGACGUUUGAUCAACGAAAACGUUUUUAUUUUGGUUCUGCAAUAAUCGCUGUCGUAUUUUGUAUCAGUAGAAAGUUUUUGGACGACUGAAACCCUUUAUUUAAUCGCUCUAAAGGUGCGGCUGAUUUGCCGGUUUGGACAAAAAUAUAUGCCGCGAAAGGUCUGUGAUGCAAGUAGAUAUAAGCACGUUUUUCAUAAUUUUUUUUUUUCUUUUUCGUUUAACAAAAGUUAUAUUUCGAUAUCCUACUGACUGCGCCAUAAUUUCAAAUGUACUCGCUAGGUGAAUAUUGAGGAUGUUGAAAUUACUUUCCACUAUAUAAUUGAGAUAUUGUUGUUAGUUGAAGUUUAUGAGUUUUCCCGAAUUUUUCCUUAUACCUGAUGAGAUAAGAAAAUUUCAAUUUUCUUACGGUAUAAAUUUUUUAUUACACCUCGUAGCCGAUGAUAGAAUGCGAAGUACGAAACUUUAUUUGUUAUUAAGUUUUUCGUAUUCGUUUCAGUCUUAUUUUUACAAAUUUGCUACGAGGUAUGAUCGAAAAUAUCACUAAUAAAAAAAAGGGACAUGGGGAAUAUGAAAAAGACAUCAAAUUAGAUAAAUUGAUAGCGAAAAAUAUUGAAGAAAGAGCAGUUAGGUAAGUAAAUCCUUUUUAAAAACGAAAAGAAUAAAUUUAUUUUUUCAAUUUGUAUUUAAAUCCGACGAUUGGAAAAAAUUGCAAAAAAGGAUGUAAUAGUUGACAAAAGUGACCGAUUUUGCUCGAUUUUUCCGCUUAAACGUUGCGUAAUAUUUCCCGUUGAUAGUUUUACUUUUUCCUUUAAAGUCAAUGAAAAUUAUUCCUAACAAUUUUCCAAACUUAUCAAGUCACGUCAAAUACUUUUAGAACCGUCCUCGUAUUAGUGAUAUUUUCAAUCAAACCUCGUAAAAAAAUUGUAUUUAUAUAAAUUAAGCAAAAUGUUUACUUAACACGUGUCCUUUAUAUUAUAUCUACUUCUUAUUCGUUACGAGGGGUAAUCAAAAACAACCUUAAGAAAAAAAUUGUUUCGUUAUCUCAUUACGUAUUAUCUUUGUUGUUAUAUAUUUUUUUGUAUUUAUGUGUAAAUUUGAUUAAACUCUAUUGUACAUUGUAUUAGUAGUCUGACUGGUGCUAUAUAUAGUUUAUCUUUUGUAAAUCCCCCCGUAUUUAAUUUAUUAUACAUAUAAUUUGUUGGAUAAGAACAAGGAAAAAAAAACAAUCUUCAUCUUGUACAGUGUAGAUAUCUUGUGUAAUAUAUUUUAUAAAUAAAUCUCGACGAUAAAUAAAUAUCUAGCAAUAAA